UUAGUUAAGACACGACUGUCCUUCCGGUUGUUCGUUCUCGGAGUUAUCAUUAGUGAACUGUGUAAUAAUUGAUCGAGUGUGUGUGUGAACAAGGAUACGAUUCGUUAUGACCUCUGCAAUACAAUCCUUCUACAAGAACAAGACCAUUCUGAUUACAGGUGGCAGUGGAUUUUUGGGAAAAGUGACCAUUGAGAAGCUUCUCCGCUCGACGGAAGUGAAGCGGAUCUAUGUGUUGAUCAGGACGAAGAAGGGUCAAGAGCCUCAGGAACGCAUUGCAGGCUGGAAGGAUGAACCUUUCUUUAGUGUUCUGCUCGAAUCCAAGCCGGAUAUAAUGAAGAAACUGGUGCCCAUAGCAGGAGACAUUGCUACACAAGAUAUGGGCAUCAGUCUUUCGGAUAGGGAACUUCUCAUGAAGGAGGUCCAAGUGGUGUUCAAUGGAGCAGCAACUACUCGCUUCACGGAGCGACUGCACGUGGCUUUGGACACCAACACGCGGCCAACUCGGACAUUGUUGCAGCUGGCCAGGGAAAUGAGUCGCCUGGAGGCUUUUAUUCAUGUUUCCACAGCCUACUGUAACUGCAUUAGCUUUCACAUCGAGGAACGCUUUUACCCCGAACACUUGAAUUGUAAUGCCGAUCAGGCCUUGGGACUGCGAGAGGUUCUGGGAGAUAAGUUGACAAGUGAAGCUGCACCCGUCCUGAUGGACAAGUUUCCCAACACUUAUACUUUUACGAAAGCGCUGUCGGAGCAAAUUAUUGAGCGCGAGUCGGGCGAUCUGCCCGUGGCUGUCUUUCGACCGGGUAUCGUUGUUAACACCUAUAAGGAACCUGUUGAGGGUUGGAUAAUGAAUCCGUAUGGUGGCCCACUGCUGCACCACGCUGCUGCUCUGGGUACUGUGCGUACCGCACUACUAAACCCUGUUAGUAACGCCAAUAUCCUGCCCGUCGACUACUCCGUCAACAUGAUGCUUGCUCUUGGCUGGCACACGGCAGCAGAGGCCGCUGCUCGAAAGAAGAAUACGAUUGCUGCUCCCCCACCGCCCAUCUACAACUACGUGGCCAGUGAAAGCAAUAAGCUGAUGUGGGGGGAGUACAUGAAGAAAGUGUUGGCGCUUGGAAAUGAGUUUCCGCUGGAGGGCAUAAAGUGGUUUCCCUUCUUGAUCUGUACCGCAAAUAUUUGGAUGUUCCGACUGCUCGGCUUCUUCUUUCAUUAUGUGCCCGGCUUCUUUAUGGACCUCGUUUUACAAUUCAGGGGCCAGAAGCCGUUUAUCGUUAAGCUGUACCAGAAGAAUCACAGGCAAAUGGAGGUUCUGUCACAUUUCGGCAAUAAUAUCUGGAGAUUUACGACGGCCAAUACAAAUCAACUGUGGAACAUUAUGUCAUCAGUGGAUCGGGAGGUAUUCGUGUUCGACAUGGUCACGAUGAACUGGAAGGAUUUCUUGAUCAAAACCACAUCAGGCAUGCGAGUCUAUAUGGCCAAACAACCAAUCACCCCAGAAUCUAUAGCACGAGGUCGCAAGGCUCGAUCACGAACAAGGAUACGAUUCGUUAUGACCUCUGCAAUACAAUCCUUCUACAAGAACAAGACUAUUCUGAUUACAGGUGGCAGUGGAUUUUUGGGAAAAGUGACCAUUGAGAAGCUGCUCCGCGCGACGGAAGUGAAGCGGAUCUAUGUCUUGAUCAGGCCAAAGAAGGGUCAAGAGAUACAGGAACGCAUUGCAGGCUGGAAAGAUGAAACUGUCUUUAGAGUUCUGCUUGAAUCCAAGCCUGAUGCCUUAAAGAAACUGGUUCCCAUAGCAGGAGACAUCCUAGAACUGGAUUUGGGCAUCAGCCAGGCGGACAGGGAACUGCUCACAAGGGAGGUCGAAGUGGUGUUCCACGGAGCGGCAACUACUCGCUUCACGGAGCCACUGCACGUGGCUUUGAAGACCAACACUCGACCAACUCUGGUAUUGUUGCAAUUGGCCAGGGAAAUGAGUCGCCUGGAGGCUUUCAUUUAUGUGUCCACCGCCUACGGCAACUGCAUUAGCUUUCACAUCGAGGAACGCUACUACCCUGAGCACUUAAAGUGUAAUGCCGAUCAGGCCUUGAGCCUGCAAGAGGUUCUGGGAGAUAAGUUGACAAAUGAGGCUGCAUCCGUCUUGAUGGGCAAGUUUCCCAACACUUACACGUUUACCAAAGCGCUGUCGGAGCAGACUCUCGAGCACGAGUCGGGCGAUCUGCCCGUGGCUAUCUUUCGACCGGGUAUCGUUGUUAGCACCUACAAAGAACCUAUUGAGGGAUGGGUGGCGAGUCCGGUUGGUUGCACAAUGCUGCUCUUCGCUGUUGCAAUGGGUGCUGUGCGCACCGCAAUGGUAGACAUUUAUAGUAACGCCAAUAUCGUGCCCGUCGACUACUGCGUCAACCUGAUGCUUGCUAUUGGCUGGCACACGGCAGAAGAGGCCGCAGUUCGAAAGAAGAAUGCAAUUGCUGCUCCCCCACCGCCCAUCUACAAUCAUGUGCCCAGUGAAAGCAAUAAGCUAUUGUGGGGGGAGUACAGAGAUAACUCGGAGGCUCUUGGGGAUGUUUUUCCUCUGGAGGAAAUGAAGUGGUUACCCUUCUUGCACUGCACGACAAACCCUUGGGUGUUCCGAUUGCUCGCGUUCUUCUAUCAUUAUCUGCCUGCCUUCUUUGUAGACCUCGUCUUGAAACUCAGGGGCCAGAAGCCGCAAAUCGUUAAGCUGUACCAGAAGAUCCACACGCAGAUAGAGGUGAUGACAUGGUUCUGCAUCAAUAACUGGAGUUUUUCGACGCACAACGUCGACCAAUUGUGGAACAUCAUGUCACCGGAAGAUCGAAAUGUAUUCGAGUUCGACAUGGCGUCGGUGAACUGGAAAGAUUUCUUCUACAAGUCCAUAAGCGGCAUGCGAGCCUAUAUAGCGAAGGAAGGAAACACUCCGGAAUCUAUAAAGCGGGGUCGCAUUCUUAGAGCGCGCUUCCUCAUUCUACAUCGCCUGCUGCAGUGCAUCAUUUGUCUGUUUGCCGGCUUGCUGCUGUGGAAACUGCUGCGUUGUGUGCUUAAUUUCUAGUUUGCCUCUAAUCAUAUUAUUUGCAAUGUAAUAAUAAACACUUAACAACACUUUAGCUGCAACUCACUGCCUGUGCUGGUAGCGAGUCCUGCGCAGCACAAGGACGACGUAGCCUGCCAAAUGGCCACCAAGUAGAGCACUAAAAACACCGAGGAGCGCAACAUUUGAACGCGUCGCCAACUGGCAAUCAACUAAGCAAUGAAUAAGCAACGAGACUAAAGACAGUCGACGCACACAUAUUUUGCUCUCUCGUUGCCUUCGUCCUUGAUUGGUCACAUCCGCUGUUCGCUUUCCUUUUCAGACUUCCCCCAGACGGAAGCUGUCAAUUCGCGGCGCAGAAGUUUGCCGCCAUUUGCUGGCGAUUAGCAUAAUUCGAUUGGGUCGAUCGAUUGGGAUUGUCUCGCUAUCUGAAUCUACCAUAAGGCUAAUUUAUGGGGCGCCAACUUACGAUUCGAGCGUCCCUUCGCAUCUUGCGUAUCCUGCAAACUGUUUUCCUUAGCGGGCGCUGAAAGCGGCGGCUUCAAGGCGACACUGGCUGCCUCCAAAAUGGGUGCCACCAAACGCUGCUCGUCGGCCACGAAUUUGUACUUGCCACGAAACCCUUUUGCAGUGCGAUUUGAGCUGGCAUUGAACUCCAGCAGCAGAUCAGGCCCGCUGCUAAGGAUGCGACGUGUGGGGCAAGGUGAGCACAGCACAUCGAUGACGGCAUUCAUGUGAGCUGACUCCGCAUCAAAGAUGGUCACUGCAUCCAACUGACAGCCACCAUGAGUCACCGGCGGCAGCUGCAACUCCUCGAACUGCAGCUCGACGCGGCUGUCGGGUCUGCCAAUGAAUUUGUAGGCGCAUUUGAUGUGCGCUGGAUAGUGGGCGGGGAAGCGGGGCGAGUGGAAGUGGCCCUGACCCAGCUGGCCAUCUGCUGAGGUGCUGGCAAAGAAAUAAUAAUCGCAGAAGCUGUGUGGCACCAGGCGACCCUCAGUUCUGAAGGAUUCUAGAGAGAGUUUCAAGUAGGUUUAGUAAGUUGGAGAUAGAAGAAGAUGGAUUAGGCUUACCUUGUUUGAGGAACCGAUAGCUGGCUGUCAGAUUCAAUGGCCAGUUGGUCAACUUGGCUGGCGGCUGUUGAAAACUUAAGCGAAGUCCCAGCAGCCUCCCGGCGGUAUAAAUAGGCGUGGCAUUGCGAUCGCUGUGCUGGCACCAAGUAUACGACGCCAGCGUCGAGUUCUCGAUGACGGGCUCCCGAAGAUACGGAAAGACCUCGACGGUGUCCAAGCAGCUGUCACCAAAAAAUAUAUGCAGUAUAUGCAUUGAGAAAGAUAGAGAGAGAAUGAAAUGGCCGAAAGACAAAAUGGCCGAAUCACAAUUCUAAUGAUGUCGAAAAUUUAUUGGCCGAUACAUUUGGGGCUGGUCGCUUGGCCGCCUCGUUGGUCAGACUAUAAAUAGUCUGGUGCCCCUCUUCCUCUCCCUCUUCACAGCAGACAAGGUGAAUCGCAUUGCUUUACUGCUUGGUUCUUCAUCAUUUAUUUUGAUAAAAGUCUAACAAAAGUUGGCGUUAAGGUUAACAAAAUUCGAGCAGGAGUGUCUAAUAAAUUUUGUGAAUUUUAAUCAUUUGUAUGUAGGCGAAGCUGAUUAUCAUUGAAAUGUAUUUCUAAACGAAAUAUGGGGUUAGAACCUGUAUAAGAAGUGCCACCAAAUAUGACAGCUAUUGUGUUAGCUAAACAAACAUGCAAUGAAUUUAACAAAUUAAUAACAAAAAUAAAAUAUGAUGAGUAGGCGAAUUAAAGUCGAAAGCACAAGGAAA
Molecule: messenger RNA, 4862 nt
Organism: Drosophila nasuta
Lineage: Eukaryota; Metazoa; Arthropoda; Insecta; Diptera; Drosophilidae
Exons: 9
Coding region: 107-3067 (986 amino acids)
Biological process (GO): long-chain fatty-acyl-CoA metabolic process
Cellular component (GO): peroxisome
Molecular function (GO): alcohol-forming very long-chain fatty acyl-CoA reductase (NADP+) activity
Source: RefSeq, a predicted model, not a curated record